This is a messenger RNA of Seminavis robusta, 459 nucleotides long. NCBI's taxonomy places the organism in Eukaryota, Bacillariophyta, Bacillariophyceae, Naviculales, Naviculaceae. The record is from the annotation of a GenBank genome assembly.
AUGUACUCUGAUGAGUACUUUUCAAAUGGGCAGGCCAUGCUGGAAUAUCUUGCUGCACGCUUUCACUAUCCUCCACAUUAUGGUGCCUUGGGGGCAUACCAGGCAAUCUACCUCAUGUACAAAAGCACAGCAAGUUUCGUGAAAACAAAGGAUUUCCCCAAUGUCAAUGAUAUUUACCAAACUCAGUAUGAAGAAAUCCGUCGCCAUCUCUUGGGGUUGAGCGUGCGCGACUCACUCUACGGGCAGUCCAAUUUCAAUGAAUAUCGAAGGAAUAUUGGAAGGGGAUCAGCCGGCAUGCAAUGGGGGAUUCCUUUUGGUUCAUCAACAAAUGAGACUGAAAUGGAACUACUCCUUGUGUCGCCCAUAGACCAAGCUGAAGUUGCAGUUUUGGUGCCAGCUCCCACAUCUUUGGAUUGUCUAGCUGGUUACUUUGUGAAUCAAUCAGCAAUUGCCGAAUAG